UGCGUUUCCUACCAUGAUUUCCUUGAUAGAGGGUAACUGCUUACAAGGAAAUAUUGAAUCAAGGGUUCCGAGUGGUAAAGUUGAAGUCAUCUUCCGCCUAUUUUUGAAGUAAUUUGAGUAUGAUUUCAGUGAUUACGAACAAUAUUUGACAUGCUAUAAUGUAUUACUGUUUUGUUUAUACCUGAUGUUUUCCCUACUUAUUUUAUCGGUAUUUCAGAGAUGACGACAGAAGAAUUUACAUGUCCAAUAUGUUUUGACGGAAUCAUAUUACCAAAGAUACUUGAAUGCGGGCAUACGUUUUGUUUAAAAUGCAUAAAAGAUUAUUCCGACGACAUAAAAACCGACAAUAGAGAUUUAGUAUGUCCACUGUGUCGAUCUAAGUUUAACCUGCCAAAGAGAGGACCUAGUCAGUUAAUCACAAAUUAUUUCGUUAAUAUACCAAAGCCACAAAAGUAUUGUCUUAACUGCCAGAAAACAGAAAAAAUAUCAAGUUUUUGUCUUGUUUGUGGUUCAUUAUUUUGUAAAAAGUGCUUUAAGUCUCACAUUCACUCAAUCGUUAAUAACAACUCCCCAGAUGACGAAAACGACGAGGAUGAACUUUCAAUCCCACUACACUUGUUGCUACAAGGAGUUCGAACAAUGUUUACUUGUAAACUGCAAUCUUACUUUGUUAUAGACAUUCCACAAAACAACGACGGGAGUCAUAUCAUUCAUUCUGUACGAGCGUCUAAAUAUGGAGGAGUUUAUGUUGUGCCCGAUCAAGUUAAUUUCAUUUUAAAGUUUGAUCAGACUGAUAGAAUACAAGAAAAAAUAAGGAUAAAGACACCGCCCCAACUGCAGUGUAGUGGAGUUAUCGAAACGGACAUUAACACUUUGCUGGGGACAUUUCCUGUUAAGAAAUUAAUACUGAAAUACGCAUCCAGUUGCUGGUCCAUCUUCGCAACUUGCUAUGACUUUCAUCCACUUGAUUUGGUAGAAUUGUCCAAUGGAAAUAUACUGGCGUGUGGCCCAAAUCGUUUGCUGGUGCGUAAGGAAAAGUUUAUCAAACGAACAGGGAAUUUGCAGGUAUACUCAAUUCGAGGAGAACCAUUGUUCAGAUUAGAUAAGUUACUGGGCAACACUAAGACUUUAGCAUAUCCAAGUAUACUGGCUUACGACAAAAAUAGGAAGGCCAUAUCUGUGGUCGACCAAGAAAACAAAGAAAUGAUAGUGAUUCACGAAAAAGACAAAUCGUGUUAUACUUACAACGGGAGUGGCAGGCCGAUUGUUCCAUUUCCAUUAUCAUUAUUUGGAAUAGGUGACAGUUGCCGUGUACAGUUUUUUCCAUUAGGACUCUGUGGCAGUUCAAAUGGACUUUUCAUGAUGACUUCCAACGAUGAAUGUCUACAUAUGGUAGAUCGAUUCGGAAAACUGGUUGGAGUUGGACAGACAGACGACAAUGAUAACUUUGGAAGACUCGUUACAAUUGACGAGAAAGGAGGUAUAUGGUGUAGUGAUCCGCAAAAUGGUGCCAUCAAAACUUUCAAGGUUAUAAAUUACAGGAACGAACUCGACGGUAAUAAAAAGUCUGGUAUCCGUGGCAAUAUCACGUCUGGUAACCGUAUAAGUGUCACAUCUGGUAUCCGUGGAAAUAUCACGUCUGGUACCCAUGGAAGUGUCACAUCUGGUAUCCGUGGAAAUAUCACGUCUAGUAUCCAUGGAAGUGUCACAUCUGGUAUCCGUGGAAAUAUCUCUAUAUCGAAUAGAUCACAAUUUGUUCCAAUAUAAAAAAACAAAAAACAGUCUUAUUUUCUUAACGUUCCAUUUUUUCGACUUGUUUACGUCAUAAUUCAACAAAAGACAUCUCACCAUUUUUUGGAUGCAUUAAUAUGUUUGCCUAAUGACGAUACCAAUUGUGUGUCAGUUCUCCAUCUUUUUAAAUGGAUAUUUUUGGAUAAAAAAUAGGGAUAUAUCGAAGUCCAAACUUUUUUGGAAGGUUUUUUAUUGAUAGUUUUUUGGAAGAUAUUUUACUGGUAGUUGAAUUCUUUGCAUAAAAACGAUGACGAUAAGUUAUGGGGCAGCCUGACUAUUAAAAUUUUUGAAAUUAAACAAA
Messenger RNA from Mytilus californianus (California mussel), 2092 nucleotides. RefSeq lists its product as uncharacterized. The transcript has 2 exons. Gene Ontology annotation, cellular component: nucleoplasm; chromatin. Lineage: Eukaryota; Metazoa; Mollusca; Bivalvia; Mytilida; Mytilidae. Gene Ontology annotation, molecular function: ubiquitin-protein transferase activity; zinc ion binding. Gene Ontology annotation, biological process: positive regulation of DNA-templated transcription. The record is from RefSeq and is a predicted model, not a curated record. The coding region runs from base 220 to 1767 and encodes 515 amino acids.